Molecule: messenger RNA, 489 nt
Organism: Arxiozyma heterogenica
Lineage: Eukaryota; Fungi; Ascomycota; Saccharomycetes; Saccharomycetales; Saccharomycetaceae
Gene: CTR2
Product: low-affinity Cu transporter
Exons: 1
Coding region: 1-489 (162 amino acids)
Biological process (GO): copper ion transmembrane transport
Cellular component (GO): plasma membrane; fungal-type vacuole membrane
Molecular function (GO): copper ion transmembrane transporter activity
Source: RefSeq, a predicted model, not a curated record
AUGAAUCAUCAUACAGAUAUGGAUAUGGACACUUGUUCAAUGAACAUGUCCUUUACUUGGUCCUACAACAACACAUGCAUCAUUUUUUCCUGGUGGAAAAUCAAUACAGGUUCUGAUUUGUUGCUAAGCUGUAUGACAUUGGUUGUCUUAUCAAUUCUUUAUGAAUGGUUCAAAUACAGAUUACAGUUGUACAACAGCCAUCAAGUAUUGUCACUCCCCUUGAAUAGCAAUACUUAUCCAAGUAGUGUUGUUGGACCAAAUAAAAGGAUGAUCAGUAGCUGUCUAUAUGGGUGUCAAGUUGGGUUCUCCUUCUUAUUAAUGUUGGUGUUUAUGACCUAUAGUGGGUGGCUUAUGCUGAGUGUUUUAAUUGGAGCCACAAUUGGUCAUUACUGGUUUGGCUAUAGACUACAUUAUAUGAAACAGCAACAACAACAUCAGCAACAAGCAUCAUCUCUUCUAGAAACAGAAAAUUCACUGGCAUGCCAUUAA